This is a messenger RNA of Owenia fusiformis, 3103 nucleotides long. Lineage: Eukaryota; Metazoa; Annelida; Polychaeta; Sabellida; Oweniidae. The record is from the annotation of a GenBank genome assembly.
UUAGGGAGUGUUUGGCUGGUAGCCCAAAUGUUUAUAAAAAGUCUUAUAAUAUUUAUUUUGGCAUUUCUACAUUGAACAUUGAAUUGAAUGGAAUAGAUGCGCAUCUUUAAGUGAAUGUUUCAGAAUCAAACUAUAGCAACAUAUAACAGGAUCUAUUGAACAUUUUCAAAUUCAUGGUCAACAUUUACAUGUGCAUGUCUAUGAAAAGGAGUUAACUUCAUGUGGAUUUAUGGAUGCUCACUGAAUGGGAGAUCAGGCCUCAUCAUACUGACCACAUGGUCAUUACAUGUAUAUGAUCUGAAUCAGUUCACAGUUUGAAAGAACUAAAGGUUGAUUGGAUUUUGCUUGCAGCAACGUUGACUUUCAUUACAUGUAAUUUGAAGCAGGCUUCAGUUAGAAAUAAAAGUGAUUGGGCCUCUCGGAUGAGUGUCAUACUUGUAUGCUUGAACGAUUGAAUCUCCAAAUUCAGAGAUUAACGAGAAUUAAUUCAGAAAUUAACGAGGAUUAAUCACCUAAGAUGUCGAGACGAAUUUCACAUAGACAAAGACGGGAGAGUGAAGCGUAUAACAAAGACACAGAAAGACACACUCUCCGUAUCAAGCGAACAAUAGAGAGACUGAAAACGCACGAGUUUCCCUUUGAGAAUCUCGUUUUAGAAGGGGGUGGUGUUAAGACUACUGCAUAUCCAGGUGCUCUACAGGUGCUUGAAGAUGUGGGUAUCCUCCAGAACAUCACUAGGUUCUGUGGCAGUAGUGGUGGGGCGAUUAUAGCUAUGUGCCUUGCCCUCAGGUACACCCCCAAGGAGAUAGGUGACAUGUUGAGGAAUAUGGACCAGAAAGCUCUUUUUAUGGAUGCUACAUUUGGGAUAUUUGCAUUUCUUCCGAACAUGUUCCGAAAGUUUGGCUGGCAUCCUGCAGAAAAACUUGUUAAUUACGGUAGAGAGGCCAUAAGGAGAAAAUCGGGCAAGCCAGAUUUAACAUUCAAAGAGUGUUAUGAGCAAUUUGGAACAGAGCUAGUCAUGACAGCUACAAAUCUGACAACUACAUCAUUGGAGUAUUUCCAUAUGAAGACCAGUCCUGAUAUGCCUAUAAUCACUGCUUGUAGAAUGUCUUUAUCCAUCCCAGGUAUUCUCCAGCCAGUGAAGUAUGUGAAAAAUGGUUUAACAAAUUACUACAUUGAUGGGGGUCUUCUCAAUAAUUAUCCUAUUAAGGCAUUUGAUGGAUGGUUUCUGUCAAUGAAAAGCCAGGAUUCAUUCUUCCAAAAGCUUGGGACGGAGGAAGAAUUCUUUGAGACGUAUAACCCCAAGACACUUGGUCUUCUUGUGUUCUCUGCAUUUGAGAGUGAUUUCUUGAGAGGCAAAUUACUGAACAGAGACUUUGAGUUUGCUACACCCAGCAGACCAAAAUCUAAGCUAGCAAAAGCGAAGGAAAAAUCGUGCCAGAAAAGAAUGACAGAUAGUGCACGUAAAUUCCACACCUUUCAAGCCAUCAAAAGAUUCAUGGCUGUUGUUAAAGAGAAUGAUAUUGACCAGGAUGGUAUCAUAGGAAUAGAGGAGCUUGAAAAAGUCUUUGAGAGGGCACAAGAGGAUCCUGUCUUGAGGAGAGAUAUGCAGAUACUCUUUGGGGAGAGGUGCACCUUUACUGAAAUGUUGAAAGAACUCGACCGAGAUGGAGAUAAGCAGAUAACAUUUAAUGAGUUCAUGGACUUUGUGGAACGCAAGGGGAUACCAUCUCAAACCUACCUGCAGUCAGCCACACAUGUUGAGUUUGACUCUGCAGGAGCUUUCUUCGGAUCAAUCAUAGACACCAUUGAUGUGCAUAUGAAGUCCAUCAGUUUACAGUCUGCAGACUUUAACAGGACAGUUGGAAUCCACACUGACUAUGUUGGCACAUUGGAUCAACUUGCACCAGCAGAUUGUGACUUCGUUACUGCUCAAGGUCGAGAUGCAACUGUGGCCUACCUCACAAAGUAUCUCAAAAUGAACAACAUGGGAUCGGGAACACCAGGAGGCUCUCUUGGGGGUUCAUUGGGAGGCUCCCUAGGGGGAACACCAAAUGGCACCCUAGAGAGGCCUCGUUCUGGAUCAGCUGUGCAGGCUAAAAUACAAGCAAAACUUGUGAAGGAGAGAUUGAGUAAUGGAAAUGGACUCCAUCUCUCAAUUAAUAACGGGCAUGUUCCUGAAGGUGAUGACAAUAAACAUGUACAAACUGAAUGCAGCUCAACAAAUUAUGAUACUGUCAAUGAGUUAGCGAGAAGUCCAGAAAUACUAAUGGAGUUAGUGAGUGGUGUGGCGGGAGGGAUUCAAGAGAACAUUGCUGAUCCAUUUAAACAUAAAGGAGAAAUGACCAGCGACACAGUUAGUGAGGAAAGGGCUAGGCAAAUGGGAAGUGAUACAGUCUUUGAUGAAACAGUUGAUGGUAAUGGACCAAAUGUUGCUGAAAAACUGAAUGAUGUUGGUGAACAGGAUAUUCCUGCUACAUCAGAGGAUACUAGGCAAAUGGCUAGUGACACAGUCUUUACAGAAAGUCUGCAUGGCAAUACUGAAGAUAAAAUUCAAUCUUUAGAAGCAACUAGAUUAUGAUGAUCCAUAGAUUGUGAGUAAGAUACUCAAUAUAGUUUGAGUAAAUUUCGAUGUUCAGUAUACUGUGAAUGCUCAAUACAUGUGUAAUAUGAGUAAAUUGUGAUGCUCAAUUGAACAUGAGUCAUUUAGAUUGCUGAUUAUAUUGGGAGUGUAUUGAGAUGCUCAAUUUAAUGUGAGAAGAUCGAUAUGCACAUUUGAAUGUGAACAAAUUGUUACAUUCAUUUGAGUAUGUGUAGGUUAUGAUGUUUAUUUGUGAGUAGAUUGUGGUACACAAUAUACAAUAUUGUGAGUAUAUUAUUUGUGAUACUCAAUAUAUUAUGAGUCAGUUGUGAUGCUUAAUAUAGCAUGAUCUUGAGUAUAUUGUGAUACUCAAUAUAUUGCAUUAUAGUCGAAAGAAAGAUCUAUUAUUAAAGGAACAAAUGAACAGAAUGAGUUUAUAUCAAUAUUUGUAUGAGUGAGCAUAGCGAUUGAGCAAGAUAUUGAUAUACUUAUAGAAGAGCAAAUAAGGAUGUUCUGCACUUU